GUCUCGUCUCUACUCCACAAGCCCAAAGUGCCUUCAAGCCGUCCGAGGGUUUCGAAACUCGAGCUACUCUCCGGCGUCUACGGCGCCGGCAACCAGCCACCGGCCACCGCGUCCUCCGCCUUGUCCUCAACCUCACCCGAGGUUUCUCCGCUCUCAUAUAGAUAUGAAGAGGGCGGCGCCGUCGGUGGAGCCACUCGAUGUGUCUUCCGGCGACUCCUCGGGCUCGGAUUCCGACCAAUUAGGCGGGAAGGAGAAGGGCGGGAGCGCCUCCAAACCUGCUGCCGCGGGAGAAGAUACGAAGAGGGUGGUGCUGCGUAAGGAAUCCCAUAACGUAUCUUCCGAUGAUGACUUGAGCUCGGAUUCUGACGAUGAUGCUGGGAAGGGGAAUGGCUGGAAUGCCUUUGGGCUGCCCAAUUCCUCCAAAGCUUCUUCGGUGGCAGAAGCGGCCAAGUCAAAGAAGAAGAAAACUGGUGUGGAUUUUAGUGCUUUGAGCCGGCAUGGAUACCAUGGUGGCCCCUCUGUCUUGACAGUUCGUCCAGUAGAGGAAGCUAACUGGUCUUGGUCCACUGGGAAAGACCGCAAUGACAAAGAAGAUGCACCUGAGUCCUAUGAAGAACGCGAGCGAACCAGGGCUGCAGUGACUGAAGGAGAGAAGCUUAUCGGUCUGCAGAAUGCCCCGCCCAACCAGUUAUUAUUAGAGAAAGACAAGAAGGAUGCUUCCUUCUCACAGAAGGAGAAGCGGAAGAGGGACCGGGGGCAAGCCAGCAGGGGGAAGAACUAUGUUGAGGAGGAGAAGCGGCUCCUGAGGGGGAGUGGCGUGUACUCUGGCUUUGAUACUUAACAGUACCAGGUUGGGAUGGCAUCUCCUGGAAUGUAGAAAGGCGUGAGACACACAAGCGGCUCGGGCAGCAUCUCGCAUUGGCACUAAGGAAUGUAUAUGACGCCAGAUGUCCUGUAUGCACAAGCAUGGUCAAGAAGUUCUACAUUAGAAGUAGAGGAAAAUGGUUGAUUCAGAUGAAGCAAAAAUAACAUAUGGAGUGUUUAUGGAUGUAAAUUGAAAAAGAAAAGAGAACACUUUCAGUGGCAUGAUUAGAUACUAUUAACUCUAUCUGUACUUUUACUGCAAAAAUAUAAUGUAGCGCUCGACAGUAUUUGAUUCUUUGCAAUUGAGCCAGAAACAAUAGAAGGAAGGUUUCAUACAAAAA
Molecule: messenger RNA, 1205 nt
Organism: Sorghum bicolor (sorghum)
Lineage: Eukaryota; Viridiplantae; Streptophyta; Magnoliopsida; Poales; Poaceae
Product: protein RDM1
Exons: 5
Coding region: 164-841 (225 amino acids)
Cellular component (GO): nucleus
Source: RefSeq, a predicted model, not a curated record